Molecule: messenger RNA, 3482 nt
Organism: Dermatophagoides pteronyssinus (European house dust mite)
Lineage: Eukaryota; Metazoa; Arthropoda; Arachnida; Sarcoptiformes; Pyroglyphidae
Product: elongation factor-like GTPase 1
Biological process (GO): cytosolic ribosome assembly
Cellular component (GO): cytosol; ribonucleoprotein complex
Molecular function (GO): ribosome binding; GTP binding; GTPase activity
Source: RefSeq, a predicted model, not a curated record
AAUUUUUUUUUCAAGCAACAAUUUGCAAUUAAUAAAAAACUUUUUUUUUCAUAACCAAAUCAAUUGAAUUUUUGUUUUGUUAUUGACUAUUUUGGUAUUUUAUUUAGUCAUUCUAUUAAUUAUUGAUGGAUUCAAAUUCAUGUUCGGAAAUUGUACAGAAAAAACAGCAAUCAAAUUGUUCACAUGUUCGAAAUAUUUGUGUUUUAGCUCAUGUUGAUCAUGGAAAAACUACAUUGGUCGAUUGUUUAUUGGCCAGUAAUCAUAUCAUAUCACAACGUAUGGCCGGAAAAUUACGUUAUAUGGAUUCACGGCCAGAUGAACAACAACGUGGCAUCACAAUGAAAAGUUCAUCAAUUUCGCUUGUUUAUAAAUAUAUGCCUUCUGAUGCUAAAAAUCAUUUGAUAAAUGUUAUUGAUAGUCCGGGUCAUGUGGAUUUUUUCGGUGAAGUUUCCACUGCAUUAAGAAUAUGUGAUGGUUGUAUUAUUAUCGUCGAUGUUAUUGAAGGUGUUUGUGCUCAAACACGUGCUGCAUUACAACAAGCAUGGUUAGCUCGUGUACGUCCUAUUCUUGUCCUGAAUAAAAUAGAUCGCCUGUUUGUUGAAAAAAAGCUAUCAUCAUUAGAUAUUCAUAUACAGCUCACACAAACAUUGGAACAAGUGAAUGCAUUCGUUGGAGAGCUGUUUGCAUCCGAAGUGUUGGCCAAAAUGAAUGCCAAUUUUGAUGAGCAACAAAAAUCAUCUGAUCAAUCAGCUACAAUGACGGCGACAACAGAGAAGCAAAUAUCAAAGAAAAAGAUAUUUUAUGAUUGGUCUUCUGGUCUAGAUGAUAUUGAUGAUUCGGGUGUAUAUUUUUCACCAGAAAAUGGAAACGUUUUAUUUGCCAGUGCCAUUGAUGGUUGGGGUUUUACUAUUGCCGAUUUUGCUCGAAUAUUAUCAUCAAAAUUAGGUUUCAGUGUUAAUGCAUUAACCAAAACAUUGUGGGGUGAUUAUUAUCUAAAUGCUCGAGAAAAACGUAUUCAGAAAGGUGCACAAUCUAAAGCCAAAAAACCAUUAUUUGUUACAUUUGUAUUGGAAAAUUUAUCAAAAAUUUAUGAAAAAUUUCUGAUUGAACAUGAUAAAUUGGAAAUGAUUAAAAUGGCACAAUCAUUAGGUGUUACACUGGAAACACGUGAUGUUGAUCGUUCUGAUCAUCGUCAAGCAUUAAUGUUAUUAUUCAAUCAAUGGAUACCAUUAUCACGUUCAUUAUUACGAAUUGUCUGUGAUAUUGUACCGGCACCUUGUGAUAUUAAUGAAGAACGAGUCGAACGUUUUAUCACCGCUAAUCAAACACGACGUUUUGAUAGUUUACCAUUGCAAACACAAAUGUUAAAACAAGCAUUUUUAGAAUGUCGUCCACAACAAUCGCCCGAAGAUAAUGUACCAUUAAUAGCAUAUGUAACGAAAAUGUUUUCCUAUCCAAAAGAAUCACUGCCACAAUUUCGUAUCAAACCAUUAACACAUGAAGAGAUUAUAAAACGUCGUGAAGAAAUGAAAAUGAAACGUGAAGAGGAAAAAUCGGAACAUAAAGAAGAACAGAACCAGAUUGAAAAUAUCGAUGAAGAAAAAGAAAAGAUAACAUUUAUUGGUUUUGCCCGAAUAUUUAGCGGAACAUUAAGACGAAAUGAUUACGUAUAUGUUUUAGGACCAAAACAUGAUCCAUCUCUUAUUACAGAAGAAAUGAUUGAAGAAAUUGAUCGUUGUGAAUUAACAUUAUCAAAUCUUCGUUUUGAUCAACAUGUGACAAAAGUACAGAUAAAAGAAUUAUAUUUACUAAUGGGUCGUGAUUUAGAAUCGGUGGAUGAAGUUCAUGCUGGUCAUAUUUGUGGUAUCGGAAAUCUACAAUCACAUGUUAUAAAAUCUGCAACAUUAUCAUCAACUAUUUAUUGUCCAUCAUUUACUGAUGAUAUUUCCAAAAGUAUUCCAAUAUUACGUGUAGCUGUUGAGCCAAAAAAUCCAUGGGAUUUAUCUAAAUUAACACAAGCAUUAAGAAUGUUAAAUCAAUCUGAUCCUUGUGUUGAUGUUAAAAUACAGGAAACUGGUGAACAUGUUAUUAUUACUACCGGUGAAGUACAUCUUGAACGAUGUAUAGUUGAUUUAGUUAAUUUUCUUGGUGAAGAUAUUGAAUUCAAUAUAUCCGAUCCGAUUGUACCAUUUCGUGAGACAAUAAUCGAACCACCUAAAGUGGAUACACUUAAUGAAGCACUUUCCGAUCAGAAAACAUUAAUAACAUCUGUAACAUUGUCAUCAUCAUCGUCAUCUUCAGCAGCAGCAACAACAACAACAACAACAAAUGUUAGCAAAAAAUCUUCCAAAAUUAUUGAACAAAUGACACCGAAUAAAAAAUUUUUAUUUCGAGUACGUGCAAAACCCUUGCCCGAAACGGUUGUUGAAACACUUGAAAAAUCACGUGAUAUAUUGAUUCAAAUGAUGCAAUUUCAACGAAAAAAUGUUCUGACCAAUACAAAUACUUCGUAUAUGGAUUCGAAUGAAAUAUUUACGACUGAUUUAUGUGAAGCAAUGAAUGAAUUACGUAAAAAACUUGAACAACAAUUUAAUGAUGCUGGCGGUUGGCCAACUGAUACAAUUGAUCGGAUAUGGUCAUUGGGACCAAAAUUUUAUGGAUCAAAUCUAUUGAUUAAUUGUUUAAAAGAUUUUAAUCAUAAACAAUGUUUUCCAUCAAAAUCUUCGCAACAACAACAACAACAACAACGAGAAGAAUCAUCGAAUGAUAAUCGUUAUACCUAUGAAGAUAGUUUUAUCAAUGGUUUUCAAUUAUGUACACAAUCUGGUCCAUUAUGUGAUGAACCAAUGAUGGGUGUUUGUUUUAUUGUUGAAGAAUGGAAAUCGCUUGAAUCUUUGGAUGAUAAUGAUAAUGAAACAACAAUGAUUGAUCCAUUCGGUCCAAUCAGUGGACAGAUAAUGUCAACAGUAAAAGAAAUUUGUCGUCGUGCAUUUCAAUCACAACCACAACGUCUUAUGGCUGCUAUGUUUUCCUGUAUCAUACAGAUCGAUAGCGAUGCUUUGGGUAAAAUGUAUGCAGUAAUUGGACGAAGAAAUGGCCGUAUAUUACAUGCCGAUGUACAGGAAGGAUCACAAAUAUUUACCGUUAAUGCUAUAUUACCUGUUAUUGAAAGUUUUAAUUUUGUUAAUGAAAUACGUAAACAGACUAGUGGUAAAGCAAUACCACAAUUAACAUUUAGCCAUUGGGAGGUAAUCGAUAUUGAUCCAUUUUGGACACCAACAACCGAAGAAGAAUAUAAACUUUAUGGUGAAAAAGCUGAUACAGAAAAUCGUUCAUUACGUUAUAUGAAUGCUGUACGUAGACGUAAAGGUUUACAUGUUGAAGAAAAAAUUGUUGAACAUGCUGAAAAACAACGUACAUUGACAAAGAAUAAAUGAAAAACAAUCAACAAACAACAACAACAACAACAACAACCCACAACA